GGAUAGCCCUGGGGUGUUUUCCUUUUGCACAACGAGAUGUCAAUUUUUGUCUCCCAAUCCAACAGAAUCGCUGAUGAAUUUGACUUAGAUUCUCUUUUUUGAUUCUUUCUCAAUGCGUGAUGCUGUUGUUCUGUUUCCGUUGGAAACUGUGUCUUUUUGACCAGGUACUAUUACAGAUCUAGGUUAUGUGAUAGCUUCUCUUGUGGGCUGUGUCAUCCUGCUCUUAUGAUAGAUUGAUUGAUUGAAUAUUUUAUCCGAGAAAAAUACCAUUCUUAUCUGGCGCGUUGCGAGUGUUUUUGCUGUAGAUGUGCGGUUUUAAAGCUGACCAGAUUGCAACGUUUAUCGGCCCGAAGUUCGUCUUUACUCAUCGUCGCUUAUCUCGCACCAUGCGACUGAAGAAGUAAAAUAAAGUUGAAAAAUAUCCAACGUAAUACCCAUUUCUGACCAGCUCUUUCGACGCCUCUAGUCAAAUAACCUUGUCGAAGUUUUCGAAGACUGUUAUUAAUUACGGUUUGGAUACUUUAAGGACGAUUCUCAUAACUGAUCAAACUUGUCCUUUUUCUUUGUUAAUGGUCUCUGUUUGCAAACCCAGUUAGCCUUACUUUCGUUGACUUACUGAGUUUAACUUUCGGUUCCUUUCGUGUGUUCAAUUAUCUUUGAACAUUUCAUUCUUUUGGAGUUUUAAACCAAGAUAGUUUCAAAAGUACAACUCUUUCACUUUGAAAACGAUCUCUUUAUCUGCUUUGAUGAAAAUUAUUUUACGCGGUAUUUAACGCAUGUUUUAUUAUCAACUUUUCGAACUUAGUUGAUAUGAUUUUCUUUGAAGCUUAGUUUUGAAAUAUAAUAGCCUCUUCAUAUUAUAGCUGUUACAAAUUGUAUUCAAAAUGACAACUCCCAAUUACCCUAGCAAUACAAGUCGUAGCGCCGUUACUUCCGGCGGCGAUAAAUUCCAAGUUUACCUUCUGGACGGGCACCCUAUUGAAGUGAGAGCGCGUCGCAAAGCGAAGGGAGAUGACCUUCUGCAAGAGGUGUUCAACAGUAUGAAUCCGCCUCUGGAGGAGCGCGACUACUUCAGUCUGACAUUCGACACUCUGGACGACAAGGAGCCGAUUGCGUGGCUGGACAGGGGCAAAAGUGUGGACAAGCAGAUGAAGAAGGCCGCCAACCCUGCGUUCGCUAUGAAUGUCAAGUUCUUCCCCCCAGAUCCCACCACUCUGAUGGAGUACACGAGGUACCUGUUCUACUUGCAGAUCAGAGACGACGUCGCAAAGGGCAAAUUGCCUUGCUCAAUGUCAACCCUCGCACUGCUAGGAUCCUUCGUCUGCCAAGCGGAUCAAGGUGACUACACAGCAGACAUGGACCUCGGUUGUCUACAGGAGUUGCCGCUCUAUGCUCCCAAUGUUACCAAUGCUGACAGUCCCAUCCUGUUGGACCGUAUCUUGACACUGUACAGAACUCACAGAGGCAUGACUACUGCUGAGGCGGAAAUGAAUUAUCUGGAGGUGGCGAAGAAACUGACUUUGUAUGGCGUGACCUUGAAACCGUGCACCGAUGCAGCAGGCGUUCGACUGUUCCUAGGAGUGAACUCUAGCGGAGUCUUGGUGUUCCGAGAUCAACUGAGACUGAACCGAUUUGCAUGGGCAAAAAUUAUUAAGAUAUCCUACAAGAAAAUGGAGUUCUCGGUCAAUUUGGUACCUGGAGACUACGAAGGAGUUGAGAGGACUAUAGUGUUUAAAAUGGAUAGUCAAAAAGAAGCGAAAAGCUUCUGGAAGAUCUGCAUCGAGCAUCAUCAGUUCUUCAGACUGCUCUCGGCUAACCCAAAACCGAGAAAGAUUCCGUUCGCUACAUCGCACCCGACUCUAGUCGGUCAAACUGAGUACGAGAUCAAGAAGUCGGCAACACUGAACAGAGGUGACACUUUCCCGAGAAACACUCUGAACGCCAGACGAACGCAGACGCUUCCAGCGGUGCAUCAUCAGUCGGGAAUAAGAGCUCCGCCAAGUCCUCAAAGUGGCGAGUACGAGCCUAGACGACACGAGAACUUACAGCAACAGUUGAAUAAUGGGAACUCACUUGUGAAUGGGACUACUGUUGACGAACCAGCUGAACAUGGUUUGAAUCAUCUGUAUUCUGUUCCCCAGCGAGUAGUAGACGAGACAUCGGAUAACCCAGCCUAUUCACACUCGAGGGUUCAUUCAAUGAGCGAUCACCAGUACUCGAAUAAUGGAGACAUAGUGCAACAUGCAACUGUUACAACCACAGUCAAGACUUCUAUCCGCAUGCCGCCCUCGCAGCCCCCUCCCAGGGUAGUGACCAGUGCACCCACACCAGACUCCCCGACCUCUGAAAUAUCCGGUUCGAAUCCCGCGCGGAGUCCCGCUCCACUGAACACUGAGGCACAACAAGUGAAUGGUCACGCGGCGAGAUCUCCCGGAUCCCCUUCUGAUGUCACCUCAGAUUCGGAGGCCGGCGAGGAGGAACUGAAUGCCCCACUGAUGCAGGAGGGACUUGUUCCUGCUGGGGUGACUUAUACCCAGACAACAGAGCAAGUGCGAACUGCGAGUCUGGUGUACCAUCACGAAACUACAGAUGCAUGAGCUUAUAACUCAAUCGAGAACAUUCGGCAAAUUAUGCACGUGACUGGAUAAAGAUAUGCACUUUUUGGGGACUGUCAAUGUAAAGCGAAAGCGUUGUGAAUUAAUUUGAUGCUGAGGUUGAGCAAAAAAUAGGAACAAAAGGGAACUCAAAGAGUGAGCGAAAUCUUAGUUAAAGUAAUUUAAAAUCUUCCCAAUCAUCCUGUAGUCUAACUAAAAGACAAUUCAACGGUAACGUUCUUUGAUAUUUUUGCAAUUAUUUGCGGCUAUUUUUGAAAAGCUAGAAAAAUUAAUCUUCUGGGAUAUGAAUAGGAUGGCAAUUAUCAGUAGUUAUACAAUUAUUUCACAACUAAGCUUUGGUUUGAAAGUUCGAAGACUUGCUCCUGUUAAAAAGGAUCUGCUUUAUUUGAAACUUUCACUUUAGGGUUUGCUUGGAUCUUCCUUUCUCACACGGAUAAAUGCGAAGCUUUCUUCCUAAUAGAAUCCUGCAGUAUUUUCGUAAUCUAGUUUGGAUUUCAUUUCGUAUCUCGGUAGAGAAAUUUGUUUGUAAAGUAGCUUGGCCGCAAGUCAAAUGAAGCUAACUAAAUUGUUAAGUUUCAUUUCUGCAAACUGCCAAAAUUUUGUGCUGUUUGACUUGUGGCUCAAAAAUCUAUCGCGUUAUUUUGUAAUUGAAAUAAAUAAAUUAAUUCUAUAUCUUCCCUUUCACCCACCUGAAAGUAAAUAUUUCUCAUCUUUUGUAGACUGAUUGAUUGUAUACAUUCAUUCCUUCGGCGAUGAUAUAUAUGGUAAUUCGAUGAGACAGCCGUGCAUGUUUAACUGCUGUAGACAAAAACUGAGAUCCACUGAAAUUGCAAAAUUACAUCUGAGUCAAUACUUUUCUACAUGUUUUUGAAUAAAAAUUUGAAAUUUC
Molecule: messenger RNA, 3504 nt
Organism: Symsagittifera roscoffensis
Lineage: Eukaryota; Metazoa; Xenacoelomorpha; Acoela; Convolutidae
Product: band 4.1-like protein 3
Exons: 4
Coding region: 885-2597 (570 amino acids)
Cellular component (GO): cytoskeleton; plasma membrane
Molecular function (GO): cytoskeletal protein binding
Source: RefSeq, a predicted model, not a curated record